Messenger RNA from Corticium candelabrum, 2172 nucleotides. RefSeq lists its product as uncharacterized. NCBI's taxonomy places the organism in Eukaryota, Metazoa, Porifera, Homoscleromorpha, Homosclerophorida, Plakinidae. The transcript has 2 exons. Bases 115 to 2172 code for a protein of 685 amino acids. The record is from RefSeq and is a predicted model, not a curated record.
UUCGCCAUUCGUUUCAGUUUCUUCUACAAGUCUUCUGCGAGUAUUCUCCAAGUCACUUCGUCAACGGCCGGGUUGUCUCACAGCAAGCUCAGUUCGCCUCUGUUAUAACUUGCGAUGGCCUCAUCACAAGUGUCACGUAGCGAAAGAUGCCCCGUCGAAGGUUGCUCGAUGUUGGGAUCGGUUCGUUGGCUAUUUGAUCACAUUCGACACAUUCAUAGUCCUGAGGAUUGGUCACGUGAUCAUAUCACUCGCUACAACUUGGUCCAAUGUCCGAUGUGUUCUCACUGGUUUAUUAGACUAAACCAGCAUUUACCCAAAUGUAAGUCUCGCUCGACGACCGUCUCCAGUUCUAGCCAGGGUUCAUUACAUCAAUCUACUUCGAGUUCGGUGUCUCAUAUCAGCGAACAUCCGGGCACUCUGACAGGUCACCGUGACGUCACUCCUGUACCUACCAUCCCGGAUGUUCCUACUUCUUGCGGUCCAAACACAUCCAGUCAACCUUGUCGCCCUAUGGAUCGUGAAUCUAUCGGCUGGAGCUUCAUCCAAUCAAUAUCUACGGAGGAAUUGUUGAAGAGCCUACCACCUAGAACAGUCCAAAGCAUCCCAUCCAAGCUGAAGUCUCUUUUUCAAGACUGCUGUUCUAUCCCACUUAGUCAACUUGCCUUAGAUUCAUCAGAUGUCAAAGCUUGGAAAUUGUUACUUCUUAUUCCCAAGAUGAUUCUUACUCCACUUGGCAGAUCUGGUAAAUCCCAUACAAGUGGUAUCAAAGCAAGGUACAAACUUUUUCUGGAAUAUCGAUGGGAAGAAUUACUCCAGAUUUGGCAACUAUCGUCUGAGACAGUUAAUGUUAAGCAGGUAAACAAUCAACGUCAUGCCCGGCAAUCAGCCAUUCGUCUUGUGAAAAGUGGCGAGUUGUCAAGAGCUGCUCGAAUAUUAACCAGCAAAGGCCUGGCACCUGCUAGUGAUGAAACAGUGGCCAAACUAUCUCUCAAACACCCUACACGAGAUCCCAACACCCCUGUUCCACACUCUGAUACCUGCAAUUCAAUGGCUUUGCCAGCUUCAGUCAUUAUCAACGUCAUUAAAAAGUCCCCUCGAGGUUCUGGAGCAGGCCCUUCGGGCUGGAAGUUUGAACACCUCCGAAAUCUUCUAGAUAACGCUGUGACCCAGGACGCCUUAGUCAGAGUUCUCUCAUCCAUUGCUGAAGGAAAUCUUCCAAACCUUGUCACUACCUGGCUGUCUGCUUCCCGAUUGAUUGCCUUGCCCAAAAGCAGUGGUGAUGUUCGACCUAUAGCCAUUGGCGAGGUUCUCCGCCGAGUCUCAGCUAAGGCUAUCUGUCAUCACUUGAAAUCUGAGUUCUCUGCCUACUUUGCUCCCUUGCAGCAUGGGGUUUCAACUCCUGGUGGCUCUGAGUUGGUAACACACCAUAUUCAAUUACUUCUGGAAAGCAGACCGGAUUGGGUGUUCGUUAAAACUGACAUAAAGAAUGCCUUUAACACCAUCAAGAGGUCUUCUUUGCACAAGGAAGUUUUAUCAAAAUUUCCAGCCAUCUUGGCCCAUUUUGAGCAAAUGUAUGGAAAUUCCAGCCCUCUCGUGUAUGUCAAGGGAAAGGAAACGGUGAUCAUAUCUUCUGAAGAAGGUGUGCACCAAGGUGACCCCCUGGGGCCUGUCCUAUUUGCCUUAGGAAUUCACCCUACAAUCACCAAAAUUCAAGCUGACUACCCGGAAAUAGUAGUCUUAGCCUACCUGGAUGACAUCUUUUUGCUCGGCAAUGAGGGGCCUGUACUUGAUUCCUUUGCUAAUCUGAAGCUUUCAUUGGCUGAAGAAUCUGGUUUACUGAUUGCUGAUCAAAAGUGUCAAAUCUACUCUCCAGGGUCCACUGAAAUUUUGGCUCCUUUUCCCAGAGCCGUGGAAGGAUCUGUGUUACUGGGGACACCCAUUGGGAGAUUCGACUUUGUUGCAUCACAGUGCAUCGAGUUCGCCAAGUCAGGCAGCUUGCUUUGCCAAGAGAUUGUGUCGCUGGAUGACCCUCAGAGCUCCAUGCUCCUUUUGAGGCACUGCCACACAACUCGCAUGAAUCAUUUGACAAGAACAGUUCCUCCUUCCUUACUCAAGUCUGCGGUGUCACCAAUACAUCUGAGGCUCAAUGGUCGCAAGCCAUCCUGCCCAUAA